AUGCCAUCGUGUAUCGCUCCGAUAGGUGGCGGUAGCGGUGGCUAUUCCAACGGCUACUCCAACGGAUACAGUGGUGGUGAUGGCUACAGCGGUGGUGGAUACAGCGGCGGCGGCGGCUACGGCGGUGCCCGUGGUGGCGGAGACCGCAUGUCCAACCUGGGCGCCGGUUUGAAGAAGCAGGAUUGGGAUCUCGAUGCUCUGCCUAAGUUCGAGAAGUCUUUCUACAAGGAGCACCCUGAUGUCGCCAACCGCUCUCAGCGCGAUGUCGACGAAUUCCGCAAGAAGCACGAGAUGUCUGUGCAGGGCCGCAACGUCCCCCGCCCCGUUGAGACCUUCGACGAGGCUGGUUUUCCUCAGUAUGUGCUCGGUGAGGUCAAGGCUCAGGGUUUCGAGCGUCCCACCGCCAUUCAGUCCCAGGGUUGGCCUAUGGCCCUCUCCGGUCGCGAUGUCGUCGGUAUCGCCGAGACGGGUUCCGGAAAGACCCUGACCUACUGUCUUCCCGCCAUUGUCCACAUUAACGCCCAGCCUCUCCUUGCUCCUGGCGACGGCCCCAUCGUCCUCGUCCUUGCUCCUACCCGUGAGUUGGCCGUCCAGAUUCAGACCGAAAUUACCAAGUUCGGCAAGUCCUCUCGCAUUCGCAACACUUGCGUCUACGGUGGUGUUCCCAAGGGCCCUCAGAUCCGUGACUUGAGCCGCGGCGUUGAGGUCUGCAUUGCUACUCCCGGUCGUCUGAUCGAUAUGCUGGAGGCCGGUCGUACCAACCUUCGUCGUGUCACAUACCUGGUUCUUGACGAGGCCGAUCGCAUGCUGGACAUGGGUUUCGAGCCGCAGAUUCGCAAGAUCAUUUCCCAGAUUCGUCCUGACCGUCAAACUUGCAUGUGGUCCGCUACGUGGCCCAAGGAAGUUAACAUUGGAUCCAUGGACCUGUCCGCCAACCACCGCAUCACUCAGAUCGUCGAGGUCACGGGCAAGAGCCCAAUCAUGGUGGCUACUGACGUGGCUUCCCGUGGUAUCGGUAUGAUGAAACUCGCAAUCCACCCCCUCCCCUCCCCCCUACUUCCCUUUUCCUUUCUCUCGCCCUCACAAGCACCCUCACCCAUUGAGGUUAUGGUAGAGAAGUCGAAUUCUCUGUGCUCUGUUUCGACUUAUGUUCGCGACAUCACUCAUGUGCUGAACUAUGACUACCCCAACAACUCCGAAGACUAUGUUCACCGCAUUGGUCGGACUGGUCGUGCCGGUGCUAAGGGUACCGCCAUUACCUUUUUCACCACUGACAACUCUAAGCAGGCUCGUGACUUGGUUACUAUCCUUACUGAGGCCAAGCAGCAGAUUGAUCCCCGUCUCGCCGAGAUGGUCCGCUACAGCGGUGGCGGCGGCGGUGGCUACGGCGGUUACGGCCGCUGGGGUGGUCGUGGUGGCGGUGGCCGCGGUCGCGGUGGCCGUCAGACUGCUUCCAAUGCCGCUCCCCUUGGAAACAACCGCCGCUGGUAA
Messenger RNA from Aspergillus terreus NIH2624, 1491 nucleotides. RefSeq names its product DEAD-box ATP-dependent RNA helicase DBP2. The coding region runs from base 1 to 1491 and encodes 496 amino acids. Lineage: Eukaryota; Fungi; Ascomycota; Eurotiomycetes; Eurotiales; Aspergillaceae. The transcript is spliced from 8 exons. Gene Ontology annotation, molecular function: RNA binding; ATP binding; RNA helicase activity. Gene Ontology annotation, biological process: rRNA processing. Gene Ontology annotation, cellular component: nucleus; cytoplasm; ribonucleoprotein complex. The record is from RefSeq and is a predicted model, not a curated record.